Messenger RNA from Thunnus maccoyii (southern bluefin tuna), 3722 nucleotides. RefSeq names its product oxysterol binding protein-like 7 (gene osbpl7). The record is from RefSeq and is a predicted model, not a curated record. Lineage: Eukaryota; Metazoa; Chordata; Actinopteri; Scombriformes; Scombridae. Gene Ontology annotation, molecular function: cholesterol binding. Bases 388 to 2949 code for a protein of 853 amino acids. The transcript is spliced from 22 exons. Gene Ontology annotation, cellular component: cytosol; plasma membrane; intracellular membrane-bounded organelle.
CGCGCUGCCUGCGGCGCGCAGCUCUCCUUGGAUUUGGAGGCUGGUCGUGUCACCCGACGACAGAGAGGGCACGGCCGCAGAGAUUAUGUGGUCAGAAUAAAUGAUCAUCUGUGGAUGUAACAUGUAGGUUUGACUUCUUUAUUUUAAAUUUAUUUAUUUAACUGAACGCGCCUCGAUGGAAAAACAAUUCGUUCGUCGAGAUGGUGAUUUCACUCAGAUUCUUCAACACCAAACGACACUUUUGUUGGAUUUACAAGGUGCGUUUGACCGCGAUACAUGAUGAGAGUCGGAGGUGAAUUUCAGGGGGCUCGUAGCAGAUUACAUCAGAUCUCUCUCAACAAGCAGCCAAUCACAGCAGGGAAGGGAGUCUGAGGUCUGCGCUCCGACAUGGAUUCAUACGGGUCUUCGCUCAAUCGCAGCCAGUCGCUGGCGAGCGGCAUGGAGAAGACAUCGCCAACGUGGAACAAGCCCUCUCACUCUCGGAGCAGUAGCACUCUGUCGUCUCGCCACUCCAGGCAGAUCAUCAAAGAUUGGGAAGUGAUUGACGAUCUUCAGGCAGAAAUGUACAUAGGAAGCGAUAAUCCUCAGGAUAUGACCACUCCAGGUAUCUGUGAAGGGUAUCUUCUCAAGAGGAGGAAGUGGCCACUUAAAGGUUGGCACAAGCGAUACUUUGUCUUGGAAGCAGGGAUCUUGCGGUACUGCAAAAGUCAACAAGACGUAUCAAGGGGAAGAGUCCAGGGCUCCUUAGAUGUUAGCCUUGCAGUUAUGUCGAUUAACAAGAAGUCAAAUCGGAUUGACUUGGAUGCAGGGGACAUUCUCUAUCACAUGAAGGCAAAGAGCCAUGAGCUUUUCUACAUUUGGGUAACCAAGCUACAAGCCCACCGCUUGUACAAGAAGAACGAGGCAGCACACGUUCACAGUGGCUUCCUCCAGACUUUCUCCCACGGCACAGCUCAGAGAAAUGGAGAUUUGAAUCCUGCAGGUGUGGCGGAUUCAGCGGGAGCGUCAGGAGUGCUGCCCUCAGCUAACACGGCUGCCAACAGUAAAGUGUCUGCCUGGCUGCAGCAGAGUCAGACUCCAGACACCUGUGUUCGAGAGUUGAACCGUUGCCAUUUGGAUCUUUCUGAGCUAAAUCGCUUAAUCCUGAGGCUGCAGGCGCUGGAGGCAGGCCAGACUUUCACUAACGGAGACCUGCAGCGCAUCAUCAGCAUACAGAAUCUCUCACUUGAGAAGCCGAAAAAGCAGAAGUCGGGGAAGAUGUGGGGUCAUUCUCGCACGCUGUCCAGAGUAGAGGCCUUGGGAAUGCUGUCCUCCAGCCACCUGAGCAGCUCGUCUCACCUCGGUGCAUCAGUCCCCUCCAUCCCCGACUACGUCUACUCUCAGCUGUCCCCUCCGGUCGCCACAUCACCCGAGGGCAAGAAAAUCCAGCAGGAUAUCUGCACCAUGUCGCUACGAGUGCUGGCAUCUCUGAAGUCGGUGCAUGAAACUCUGUCGCAGGAGAGGCAGAAGCUGCAGGAAGUCUGGGAAACUAACGUCCCCCAGUCAAACACGUUAACUGAGCCCGCAGCAGCGACACAUCCAUCCCACGGGCCUCCCUCGGUAACAGACUCGGCAGCGGAGUAUUUUGAUGCCAGCGAUGAUGUCCUUUGCGGUAGUUCAUCUGAGGUGUCUGACGAAUCUGGACUUAGUGAUGGAAGCACCACCAACUCGGAGCCAGAGGAAGGACAUGCAUCAGCCACCCGGAAGUACCAUGCUAGCAUUUCCAGGUCUCCUAACAGCGUUGUUCCCCAGAGCACCGGACGCCGAACCACACUGGCUGCUCACUGUCCAGACAACAGCCAUGUGGGCCUCAUGGCUAUCCUCUACAAUAACAUAGGUAAAGACUUGGCUCGAGUGUCCAUGCCCGCAGCUCUUAAUGAGCCCGUUAACCUGCUGCAGAGGCUGUGUGAGGAGCUGGAGUACAGUGAGCUACUGGAUACUGCCAACAACACAUCGGACCCCUACCAGAGAAUGGUUUACAUUGCUGCCUUUGCCAUCUCCGGUUACUCCACUGCGACGUUCAGAAACCGCUACAAGCCCUUUAACCCGGUGCUGGGGGAGACCUAUGAGUGCAUCAGAGAGGAUCGGGGCUUCCGCCUCAUCAGUGAGCAGGUCUGUCACCAUCCUCCGAUCUCCGCCUGUCAUGCAGACUCAGAUAACUUCUCCUUCUGGCAAGACCAGCGAUGGAAAAAUAAGUUCUGGGGGAAAUCGCUGGAGAUUCUGCCAACAGGGAUGGUGAAUGUGACUCUUCCGAGGUAUGGAGACCACUACGAGUGGAACAAAGUGGUGACCUGCAUCCAUAACGUCCUCAGUCAGCAGCGCUAUCUGGAGCAUUACGGAGAGGUCACCAUCCGCAACCUCAAAAGCAACAUCUGCACCUGCAAGAUCACCUUCGUCAAGUCUCGUUAUUGGGGUUCAGAAACAAACAAGAACGAGGUGCAGGGAACGGUGCUGGACCAAAGCGGGAGUGUCAUUCACCGGUUCGGAGGUCUGUGGCAUGAAGGCAUCUUCUGUGACACUCUGCCCACUCCGAAAUGCGUCUGGAAGCCAAAUCCCCAGCCGAAGGAUCACCUGCUGUACUACGGCUUCUCCACCUUCGCCAUGGAGCUGAAUGAACUCACCUCAGACCUGAGGCCUUUCCUGCCUCCUACAGACAGUCGCCUGCGCCCAGACCAGCGGAUGCUGGAGGAGGGGAACGUGGAAGGAGCAGACAAUAAAAAAGAUGAAUUAGAGGAAUUCCAGAGGGAGAGGAGAAAAGAGCUCGCCAAAAAGGGUGAAGAGCAUACUCCACGUUUUUUCAAGAAAGCCAAAGAUUCCUGUGGACGUGAUGUCUGGUUGACAAACGGGACAUACUGGAAGCUCAGAGAGAAUCCAGGUUUUGCAAAUACUGAAAACAUAAUUCUGUGGUGAGGACAACAGACAAAACUACGAGACAAAACCAUGAGAGAGAGAUGGAAAAAAAUAUCAGUUGUGGAUAUUUGGACAGCAUAUAUGAACCGCUCUGGGGAUCAUUAGCAGAGCGGAGAUCGUGCUGAUCUCUUCUCAUCCUUUCUGUACACCCAUGACUGGCUCAUGGGAACCCUCAUGACCCCUUAGUCCUACUAGAAAGUCACCAGUGAAGGUAUCCAGUAUGCAUUAUACUCAGGUGAAGAAAAACAGAACGACCACUCUUAUCAAGAGACAUUUUUUAAUGCAUUUUAUUAUUAUUUUUUUUAGAUGACUUUAAUGAACAUAUUUAAGUUUUCAUUUUUGAGAAUUUCACAGUUUUCUGAGACUCUACUUGUGACGCGCACUCGGCAGACAAGGACUUGAAAUGAACUGAUUACUUGAAAUGAAAACCCUUUUUAAGCUAUCAAAAUUGCAUUUGUCUGUCAGGUUAGAAAGAGGCCGACUGUAUUAGUGUAUUAAAUGUAAACUUUCAAUCGAAUAAUGUCUCCUCAUAACCAGCUUACUGCGUUUUAUAAUGAGUACAAAUAUUUAACUGUAUACAUGUACUGUAGUCAGGGCUGGAUUACCAAUCUAGCAAAGCGGCCAACUGCCCAAAGGCCCCUGACCUACGAAGGGGGCACAACUGCUCUGUGGUAAUUUGAUUUAUUGCAAAUUUGUUUAGGAAUAUUCAUAGCUAAAUUACCUUAAAGGAUAAUGCUGGUGUUUUUUAAAUUUUUUUUUCUUAUUGUCAACAA